AUGAGACCAAGUUCUGUUUUAAAUGCAUUACAUAAACAUGUUCCAUUAAUAAAAUUUUUAGGUCCAAGGAGUAAAUUGAAUAAAGGUUCAAUUAAUGGGAAUCCAAAACUUCAUCCAGCAGCUCCAAAAGGUUCAACUCUGCCUUCUCAAUCUUUAACUCGUUCAGAUAUUACAACCAAUGCUUCUGCUUCAAAUAAAUCUAAAUCUGAUAGUAAUGCUCAGACAAAAGAAACAGCAGGUGGAGUUUGUUGUGUUAUGCAAGCUUUCAAUAGCAUUUGGAGAUCCGCAGUACUUGAAACACCUACUUCUGGCAUUCCUUGA
Entrophospora sp. SA101 is the source of this 321-nucleotide messenger RNA. The record is from the annotation of a GenBank genome assembly. Lineage: Eukaryota; Fungi; Glomeromycota; Glomeromycetes; Entrophosporales; Entrophosporaceae.